Messenger RNA from Gadus morhua (Atlantic cod), 1753 nucleotides. RefSeq names its product nudix (nucleoside diphosphate linked moiety X)-type motif 18 (gene nudt18). Gene Ontology annotation, molecular function: 8-oxo-GDP phosphatase activity; 8-oxo-dGDP phosphatase activity. NCBI's taxonomy places the organism in Eukaryota, Metazoa, Chordata, Actinopteri, Gadiformes, Gadidae. Bases 164 to 1174 code for a protein of 336 amino acids. The transcript is spliced from 7 exons. The record is from RefSeq and is a predicted model, not a curated record.
GGUAACGGUGCUUUUAUUUUGAAGCUCCCAGGUUACUGUUCUUCCUUGUGAGCUGAAGAUGUCAGGUGUCAACAAAUCCAUCGCCCUGCUCAUAGCGAAAACUAAAUGGGAAGCGACACUAUUUAAAUGAGCAAAAGGUAAGCUUCCAUUCCACUCCACAGCUAUGGAGGUUGAGGAUCAGAUCAGAAGGAUUAUGGAGGGAGAGGGGUUAGAGUUCACAGAGUUAGAUGUGCAUCCUGAUCAGGCCAAACCAGCAACGCUUAGAAAAACAGUCUCUUACAUCGUCUGCGCAGUCAUCCUUAACGACCAGGAGGAAGUGCUUAUGGUGCAGGAGGCCAAGCAGGAGUGUUUUGGACAGUGGUACCUCCCUGCAGGUAGGAUGGAGGAGGGGGAGGCUAUUGAGGCGGCGAUGCAGAGGGAGGUGAAAGAGGAAGCAGGCUUUGACUGUCAGCCAAUCACAUUGCUGUUGAUCCAGGAGCAGGGACCACAAUGGAUCCGCUUCAUUUUCCUUGCCAAGGUCACAGGGGGCAGUCUGAAGAUUCCGGGUGAGGGGGAUCAAGAGUCCCUGCAGGCUACCUGGUGGGAUAGGGUGUCUCCUCUUCAACUAAGAGGACGCGACAUCCUCGACCUUAUAGACUCUGGGCUCAAGUACCACCAAGAGACAUGGCAUCCUCGCACGCUACCGGUGGCCAUACCCUGCAGUCACGUGGUGCAGAGGCUGGUCCUCAUCUUCUCCAAUGCCGAAGAGGAGCUCUGGGUUCUACUGGUUAAAGCCCCGCGCCUCCACCUCCCCACAGCAGGGGCGGUGAAGACCCAUACGCUGAUGUGGGCCUCUAGCCUGGUGGUGCAGGAUGCCCUGGGGUCCCUCUACUACGACCAAGAGGUCACGGCACUGGGCGUGCUGGGCCUGCAGCACCACUACCACCCCACGCCCGGACGCCUGCAGUCCCGGUGCAGUGACGGCGUCUGCUUCAACAUGCUGGCGCAGCUGGUUCCGGACCCCGUCCAGCGGGACCGGGACGGGGAGAAGCUGGAGGUGGUGCCGCCAAGCCAGCCGCCGCCGCCGGAGAACCCUCGGUACACCUGGAAACGCAUCCAGAGCCAGGUGCUGACGGACAUCCUGCUGGGGAAGAUGAAGAACCCCUGCACCUUACCCAUCCACAGUCUGUACUGAGGACACACCGCUGCUGGGGUGUAGUGGUGGGAGUGUGUUCUGAUUUUGAAGAGAGCACACCUUUUAGGAGCUUUGUCAUGGAGGAGAUAUCUAAUCAUUUAUAAUCGAAGAUGUUGUACAGUUUCAAGAUGCUAUUUAUUGGAAGGUACAGCAUUGAGGGUGGUGUUAGUAAAUGGCUUUUAAAGGAAGUCGUAGAAAGUAGGCAAGUCAAUCGUUGUUGUAUUCCAAAGUUCGAUUUAUACGGAAAUAGCACACUUUGAAAUUAUGCAAUUCUUUGUUAGAUUGUAAUUACCAUUGAUUGUUCAAAGACUUUCAAACAAAAUAUUGAUGCAACCUCCUUACAUCUGGGGAAAGGGCCCAUCACUAAAACAAACACUGAGGGUGUUUCUAUCCGUGUCCACCCGUGCGAGGGCUAAAACUUGCUAGAUUACUACUACCAUGUUCUUCUGACAAAAGUAUUUAUUGUAAGUCACUUUGGAUAAAAGUGUCUGCUAAAUGCCCUAAAUGUAAAUGUUAAUGUAAAGCCCAGUUCAGACCAAAGAUUCACCUUGCAACGGCUUGCAACUCGCAACUCCUUGC